CUGGCUACGCGAGACCGUCCACUACAACUUCCUCCAGCGAAGCGCCAUUUUCGGCGUCGUCACGGGACCAACAGCAUGCUGUUGUCAAACAGAUAAUAAGACUGGGAUAUUGUAUUGUACGACCUCUUUUUCAGUAUUCAUUGAAAGAUGGGACGAAAAAAGAAGAAGCAAAUGAAGCCAUGGUGCUGGUAUUGCAAUCGAGACUUUGAUGAUGAGAAGAUCCUCAUUCAGCAUCAGAAAGCAAAGCAUUUUAAGUGUCACAUUUGCCACAAAAAGUUGUACACUGGCCCGGGCUUGGCUAUUCAUUGCAUGCAGGUACACAAAGAGACGAUUGACAGUGUACCAAAUGCAAUUCCUGGAAGAACAGACAUCGAGCUGGAGAUUUACGGCAUGGAGGGAAUUCCAGAGAAAGACAUGCAGGAAAGAAGACGAACGUUAGAACAGAAAUCACAAGAGAGUCAAAAGAAAAAGUCAAACAAUCAGGACGAUUCUGAUGAGGACGAUGACGAUGAUGAAGCCGGACCGUCGGUUCAGCAGGUUGCUGGUAUCCAGCCCCAGCCAGGCUACGCGGCUCCGAUGGCUCAGCCUGGGAUACCACCUGUGGCUGGUGCACCUGGGAUGCCUCCUGGCGGAUAUCAAGGAAUGCCUCCUAUGAUGCCAGGUGUUCCUCCCAUGAUGCACGGCAUGCCUCCUGGUAUGCAUGGAAUGCCACCAGGCAUGAUGCCAAUGGGAGGGAUGAUGCCUCCAAUGAUGCCAGGGAUGCCUGGUAUUCCCCCAGGAAUGCCACCUCACAUGGCUCCGAGGCCAGGGAUGCCCCACAUGGCUCCAGCCCCCGCAGCAGGAGUGAUACCCAGUCGACCGGCAGUACCAGCAGCCCAGCCCGCCAUCACCAAACCUCUCUUCCCCAGUGCAGCACAGGCCCAGCAGAGCGCUUCAGGAGCCGCAGCCUCAAACUCCCACAGCACAGCCUCCUCCUCCGACCCACCCAAAGCAACAUUCCCUGCGUACACCCAGCCCUCUGUCUCUUCUUCCUCUUCCACUUCUUCUUCUAAUCCUUCUAGCAGCACUGUGGCCAAACCCCCAGCCACAGUGACCAGUAAGCCUGCCACCCUCACCACCACGAGUGCAACUAGUAAGUUGAUCCACCCUGAUGAGGAUAUCUCACUGGAGGAAAUGAGGUCCCAGUUACCCCGUUACCAGCGUCUUAUACCCAGGCCGGGCCAGGCCCAUGCGGCUGCUCCCCCAGUGGCGGCCGUGGGCGGCAUGAUGCCCCCGCAGCAAGGCCUGCCACCUCAGCAGCCUGGCAUGAGGCAUCCCAUGCAUGGUCAGUAUGGUGCUCCUCCUCAGGGCAUGCCAAGCUACAUGCCUGGAGGGAUGCCUCCAUAUGGGCAGGGUCCUCCUAUGGUGCCCCCUUACCAGGGAGGCCCUCCCAUGGGCAUGAGGCCGCCUGUCAUGUCUCCGGCUGGACGCUACUGAAGCAGCAAAGCAGCCACCACAUUAGGUUUGAGGUUAACACCUUUCUCUCAUCCUUGUGCUUUUUCAAACCUAGCUGCCAGCAAAGAGCAGUAAGACCAGUGGUGGUGAAGACAAAAUAAUUCAUUAGAACACAUGGACAUUAAAUGUAACAUCUUUAUUGGAAAAACAGCACAACACCACACAAGUUCCUGACAGCUAUCUUGUUGUUAUUUGAUUACAUGUGAGGAUAUAUAUUAUUUUUUUUUCCCAUAGGUUUCACUCAGGUUUAUAGAAGUGAAGUGUGUUAAAAUGAUUCAUAUUUCUUUUGAAGCUGCUGGAGUUACAUGAACGUACCAACCCCUUACAAAGGCAAGUUUAUCUUGUAAACAUUUGAUUCAUUUUUAUUUUGUUUCUUUUUUUGGUAGAUUGAUUGAGGCCCUCACAGCACGCGUAGGUGCUGUUGGACUUACGUCCCCAACCUUGGUUGGUGAGGGUCUCAGUGACGAAGAUGAUUCCAACUGAGUAGUGUUAAAAAAUCCAUGACUCAUCCGUGUCUCUAGCUUUAUUCUUAUUUCAGGUUUGUUUUAAUAUUUCCUGGUCAAAGGGGGUAACUGUAUGCAUCCUUUGUAAUGUUUUAUGAAACUGUUGUAAUAAAAUCCAUCUUGAAAUCCAA
This is a messenger RNA of Thunnus maccoyii (southern bluefin tuna), 2128 nucleotides long. Its product is annotated as BUB3-interacting and GLEBS motif-containing protein ZNF207-like. Gene Ontology annotation, cellular component: nucleus. The transcript has 10 exons. Lineage: Eukaryota; Metazoa; Chordata; Actinopteri; Scombriformes; Scombridae. The coding region runs from base 148 to 1476 and encodes 442 amino acids. The record is from RefSeq and is a predicted model, not a curated record.